AAGUGCGAGACUUCUUUGUUUGGAAAUGGCGGCACGAACAGGUGUCUGCACGACGGAGACACUAUAUUUAAAUACGGUUUACGCAAAUCUUUCAUUCAUUUUCAAAAUCUUAUGAGUUUCAAAGAGAAGAGGAUAGUAAACUAAAACAGAGCACAGCACAUCCACAGGGUUCUGAGGCAGUAAUAAACAGGAUGUAGGUGGUCUUCAUUGUGGAGCUGACCCUGGCUAUUGUACAGGUGAUGGGAUGAAAGGAUAAAGGUCAAGAUGAGUCAGGAUGCCAGUAAGUUUGAGAAGGGCCGUAUUCGAGCCCUGCAGGAGGAAAGGAUUCUGGUGCAAAAGAAAACUUUUACCAACUGGAUUAACUCCUUCCUGAUGAAGGCUGAUUUGAAGAUCAGUGAAAUAUUUGAAGACUUGUCUGAUGGAAAGUUACUGCUGAAACUGUUGGAGAUCAUAUCUGGGGAGACCAUUGGCAGGGCCAACAGGGGGACACUGAGGGUGCAGAAAGUGGAAAACCUCAACAAGUGUCUCAAGUUUUUAGCACAGAAAAAGGUUCAACUGGAAAACAUUGGAGCAGAGGACAUAGUAGAUGGGAACCAGCGGCUUAUACUGGGCUUAAUAUGGACGAUCAUUCUAAGAUUUCAGAUCCAGGAAAUUGAAAUCGAAGUGCGGGUGAUGUUUACAGAAGAAACACCCAGAGAUCCAGAGGAAGAUGAGAGCACAGAGAAGCGAUCAGCAAAAGCUGCUCUCCUGUUGUGGUGUCAGAGAAAAACAGAAGGGUAUGCUGGCGCAGAGAUUCAGAACUUCACCUCCAGUUGGAGAAAUGGCAUGGGCUUCAAUGCUCUUAUACAUGCUCACAGACCUGAACUUAUUGAUUAUGAUCUUUUAAAGCCCAGCAAUGCUCUGUACAACCUGAACAAUGCCUUCUACACUGCACAGGAGAAGCUUGGUAUUGCCAAGCUGCUGGAUGCUGAAGAUGUUGCUGUAGAACAACCAGAUGAGAGAUCCAUCAUAACAUAUGUUGCAGCAUACUACCAUCACUUUGCUAAGAUGAAGACAGGAAUCACUGGAGGAAAGAGGAUAGCAAAGAUUGUUGGACUUGUGAUGGCCAUAGACCAGAUGAAGCAGAACUUUGAACAGGCCAGCACUGCUCUACUGGAGUGGAUCAAACAGAAAGUGAAAGAGCUGAGCCUUAGAAGGUUUCCUAACACUUUGGAUGGGGUGCAGCAAGAAAUGUUGAAGUUUAAGGACUACAUAUCAUUGGAGAAACCACCAAAGUACAAAGAAAAAGGCUUACUUGAAGAGGAGCUAUUUCACAUUCAAGCCAAGUUAAAGGCUAAUGGUCAAAAGGCUUAUAUCCCCCGUGAGGGUCUGCUGGUCAGUGAUUUGGAGAGGGCCUGGGCAGGACUGGAGAAAGCUGAAUAUCAACGAGAAAAGGCACUGAGGGAAGAAAUGAUAAGGCAAGAAAAACUGGAGCGUUUGUCAGCUAAGUUUGAAAGCAAGGCUGGCAUCAGGGAAUCCUGGCUGGCUGACAUGAUCCAGGUGGUGUCAGAACACACCACAGGAACAGACUCCUCCCAGGUGGAAGCAGCUGUCAAGAAAUACGAGGCCAUCACUGCUGAUAUUUUAUCAAGAAAAGACAGGUUUGAAGCCCUCUCGAGUAUGGCACAAGAACUUCUAGAUGGUAAUUUCCACAGUGCUGAGACCAUUGCCAAAAGGGAACAACUGAUCAGCCUGAAAUGGAGGAAUUUACAGAACCAGCUUGAAAAUAAGAAGCGUGUUCUGAUGGGAUUCCAUGAACUGAUGGGCAUGUUCAGAGAGAUAGAGGGCAUCAUGGCUGAAAUGAAGGAAGUUGAGGGAAGUGUAAGAUCUGAAGACUUUGGCAAGCAUUUACUGGGAGUAGAAGAUCUGUUACAGAAGCACAGUCUGAUAGAAACACAGAUCCAGGCCCAAGGCCAAAGGGUCAAGGGUCUUAACAAGAGGGCCAGAGAAUAUGGUCACGUGAAUCAGGCAGAGACCGCUGUGCUAUUGAAAAGACUGGAGAACCUCAAUAAGGAUUAUGAAAACCUCCAGAAGCUAAGCACUAUCAGAGGUGAACGUCUCCAGGAAUCGCUGAAGUUUUACAAGUUCAUCCAGGACAGUGAAGAGGAGGAGAGCUGGGUGCUGGAGAAACAAAGGCAGGCCAAGUCCAUGGUGACAGGCCGAGAUCUCAGGGCUGUCAUAGGUCUGCUCAAGAAACAUGAGGCUCUAGAAGCAGAACUCCAGGCCAGACAUCCCAGGUGUCAUCAGGUGUGUCAGCUCGGACAGCAAUUGAUUGACACCCGCCACUACGCCAGCACUGACAUCAAGCUGCGAGUAGACAGUCUCAAGGACAAGUGGACGAGACUUCGAGAACUGGCCAAAUCCCGAAGGACAAGAUUGGAAGAUGCUGAAGAGUCACAUAGAUACUAUGCUGAUGCCAAUGAAGCAGAGUCAUGGAUGAGGGAGAAGAUCCCUUUAGUUUGCAGUGAUGACUAUGGCAAGGAUGAACUGAGUGCAAAGGCCCUGUUAGUGAGGCACACCCACCUGGAGGAGGAGAUUCAAGCUUAUCAGCAUGAUAUACAGAGAUUAAAUGAGCUUGCCAACCUAAUGACUAAAGCUGGUCACCUGAGUUUGCCACCCCCAGAGGUGUUAGAAAAGAAAUUCAGUGAGAACACAGAAGAAGUUGAUGACAAAGAAGAAGAAACAGUUGAAGAAAUUGUGGACAUUCCGUAUGAAAUAGAGGUUGAGGAAAUAGUGGAGAAAGAAGUGAUUCAAGAGUCAAUAGAAGAGAAGAAGCUGCCACAGGUCAAAGCAAUGUAUAAAUACAAAGGAGAGGGGUUCCAAGUGGACAAAAGAGAGGUAAUGCUGCUUCUACAGCAAACCAACAAAGAAUGGUGGCUGGUCAGGAGAUCCACGGGCCAGGAGGGAUUUGUUCCUGCCAACUAUGUGAAAGAAACCACCCCCAAAAUCAUACAGAAAGUGGUGAAAAAAACAGUGAAAGUGCCGGAGAAAGUGAAGGUGAAGAAGGUCACCAAUAAAAAAGAGAAGAUUGUGAAAAAGAGGCGCUCCCUUCGAAGAACACCUUCAGUGCGAUCUCAAGCCAAUCUUCAUUUUGACAAAGAAAAUGUUGAAGAACGUCAGCAGGGCAUUAAUUCCACCCAUAAGAGGCUUACUAAACUUGCCAAGGCACGCCGCCUAUACUUGGAAGAUGCCAUCCAAUUUUUUCAUUUCUACAGAGAAUGUGAUGAGUUUGAAUCUUGGAUAAGAGAUAAAGAACACUUGUUGCAAAAUAUAGAAAACCAAACAGAGAAUGUUGAAGCAUUAAGGAGAAAAUUUGAGAAUUUAUUGACUGAUCUGGCUGCUAACAAAGGAGAAGUUGAAAGAAUCAACAAGCUUGCAGAUGAUUUUGUAAAGAAUGGACACAGCCAACAAGAAGCUGUGCGCAGACGACAAAAGGAGAUCAAUGACCGGUGGGAUGCCCUCAAUACUUUGAAAUUAGAAAAAGAGAGAGCUUUAGAGGGGCUUUCCAGUGUGGAGCUCUACCGUUCUGCAUGUGAUGAGACGAAGGACUGGAUAAUGGAGAAAUUCAGUGCUCUUUUGACAGAAGAUGUGGGAAGAGAUUUGGCAUCUGUUCAGGCUUUACAGAGAAAACAUCAGAACUUGGAACUUGAGUUAGGACCUCUAGAGGGACGUCUCACCAAAGUAGGCGUAUUAGCCACAGCUGUAAAGACAUCCUACCCUGGAGAAAUGGAAAAUGUGGGAGGCAAGCAGCAGGAGCUGGUCAGCCUCUGGAAUGCUUUGCUGGACAAGGCAGAGGAAAGAAAACAAAAACUUCAAGAUUCUGAAGAAUUGCAGAAGUUCUACAAUGAACUGAGAGAUUUGCAAGCCUGGGUCAGUGAAGUGAAAGUGAAAGUAGCUGACACUGAGUUAGCAAAGGAUGUCCCUGGCGCAGAGAAACUCCUCAAACAACAUCUGGAACUCCGAGAUGAAAUAACAAAUAACCAAGAAAGAUUUGAGCAAGUCAAACUCAUGGGUAAAAGAAUUCUGAAGAGGAAACCAGCAGAAAGCAAGGAAAUAACCCAGCAGCUGAAGCAACUGCAGGUGGACAGAGAAGCUAUAACCCAGGGCUGGGCAGCUAGAAAUAAACUGUUACAAGACUGCCAUGAUGUACAGGUAUUUUUCCGUGAAGCUGACCAGAUAGACUCUGUCACCAUCAGCCAUGAUGCAUUCCUGGAGUUUGAUGAACUGGGGACUACUGUAGAUGCUGUCGAGGCAUUAUUUAAGAGGCAGGAAGACUUUGAGAGCACUCUCCUGGCCCAAGAGGACAGAAUGAAGAGUUUCAGUAACAUGGCAGAUAAACUGCUGGCAGUGGGGCAUUACGAUAGCCAAAAUAUUGCUGAGAGGAAGCAGUCCGUGCUAACAAGAAGAGAGAGUGUUAAGAGGAAAUGUCAGGAAAGACAUGAUAAACUUUUGGCCUCGAUGGCCUACCAAGAGUUUAACAGGGAUGCAGAUGAGCUGUCUAGUUGGAUGCAUGAAAAGUACCAGCUGGCCACAGACGACUCCUACAAAGAUCUCACUAACCUGCCAGAAAAGUUCCAGAAACACCAAGCAUUUGAGGCAGAACUGAAAGCCAACCAUGACAGGUUACAGAUGAUUAACCAGUCUGGAACAGCUCUGCUGGAAGAGAAGCACUAUGCCUCAAAACAGGUGAAGGGUGCCCUGACCGACCUCAACCAGCGCUGGGCUGACCUAUACGACAAGUCCACUGAUAAGGGAACCAAACUUCGCCAGGCAACACAGCAGCAUAGACUGAACAAAGCCCUGGCAGAAGCCAAAGAGAGCUUGGACGAGAUUGAUAAAGCUGUGUCUUCAGAGGAUAUAGGACAUGACAGGAGGAGUGUGAAAGUACUGGUCAAGAAUCAUCAGAAUUUAGAAGGAGCUAUGAAGAUUCACGCUGAGAAGAUCCAGGAGCUGGUCAAGGAAGGGGAAGCUAUGGCCAGGGCAGGACAUUUUGACUCUGCAGGCAUCCUGAAAGCUGUGAAACAAUUCUAUGCAAGGUUUGAAGAGCUUAAAGACCCCAUGUCCAGACGAAAGGAGAAGUUACACCAGUCCCUGAUGUGGCAUCAGUUCAGUUUUGAUGUAGAUGAUGAGCUGCAGUGGGUGCUGGAACACAUGCCAGCUGCCACCUCUACUGACUAUGGCCACAGCCUGACUGAUGCACAGAAUCUUAGUAAGAAACAUCAGGACUUGCUAUUGGAACUACAAGGUCAUCAGCCUAUUGAGGAGAAAGUGCUAUCCCGUGGUCAGCAGAUGAUGGACGCUGGUCAUUUCUCCAGCCCACAGGUCCAGGAUAGGAGUAAUGAACUCAGCACUGCUUGGAAGAAGUUGCUAAAAAAGGCCAAGAGCAGGAAGAAACAAUUGGAAUUGUCUUUACAAUGCCAACAUUUCUUCUCAGAAGCUGCAGAAGUCGAGUCUUGGAUAUCAGAGAAAUCUGGGUUUCUAGCCAGUAAGGACUAUGGGAAGGAUGAACCAUCUGCUGAUAAGCUGCUUACAAAACACAAGGCAUUGAAAGUUGACCUGGAUACUUAUAAUGGCAUUGUGGCAGAUCUGCAGAAAGAGGCCCAGAAGUUGAUGGAGGCUGGAGUAAAGGACAGCACGCUCAUUGCCAAGAGACAGGAACAAGUUCAACAGCAGCUGUCUAGUCUACAGAAGCAGGCUGCCAGCAGACAACAGAAACUGGAGGAUUCCAAAGCUGCCCAUGUGUACUUUAGAGAAGUGACUGAACUAGGAGAAUGGAUAGCUGACCAGAUGCAUGUAGCUGCUUCAGAGGACUUUGGUCAUGAUUUUGAACACUUACAGCUGCUGAGAAAGAAGUUUGAUGAGUUCUGUCUGGGGGUGGACACCAGAUCCAAACGCUACGAGCAAUGUAAAAAGCUAUCUGAAGCAGUGCUUGCUAGUGAUAGUCAAUAUAAGUCUGAAGUCAAGGAGCAGCAAGAACAACUCAGCACCUCAUGGCAGGCCUUGCUUCAGCAGGUUGCUGAGCGCAAUGAGAAGCUUCAAGCUGCGGGGAAAAUACACAGAUUUCAUCGAGAUGUGGAGGAAGCUCUCUCUAGAAUACAGGAGAAAUUUGUGUCUAUCCCUGAUGACUUGGGCAGAGAUAUUAAUGGAGUUCAAGCAUUGCAGAGAAAACAUGAAGCUUUUGAGACAGAACUGGUUGCAUUGGAAGCUCAGCUCCAAGUCCUACUGGAUGACUCUGCCCAGCUUCAAGAACAAUUUCCUGGAGAAAAUGCUGAGAACAUAGAACAGCACCAGGCAAUGGUAGUAGAAAACUGGGGCAUACUGCAGGACCGGGCAGCACAGAGAAAGGAAGACCUACAGUCUGCUAAUGAUUUGCAUAAGUUUAUUGCAUCAGUCCGAGAUCUGGUGACAUGGGCUGCCCAGGUUCAGACUGAGAUGGUGAUGGAGGAGCCAGUCAGGGACAUCCAGAGUGUGGAGAUAUUACGUACACGCCACAGUCAGAUCAAGGCAGAGAUUGAUACCAGAGAGGACAUGUUCGAGUCCAUCCUGGAAGCUGGGAAGAUAAUGAUAAACGCUGAUCACCAUGCCAAGGCAGAGAUUGUGGACCGUGUAAGUCAGGUGGUUGAGGAAAAAGAGCGGCUCCACUCCGCCUGGCAGGAGAGGAAGGUUUACCUAGACCAGCUGUAUGACAGCCAAGUCUUCUACAGAGACACCAACCAGAUAGAAACAACCAGCAACUCCCAGGAGGUUUAUCUGUCUAGCAGAGAUAUAGGAUCAGCUGUGGAACAGGUGGAGAACAUGCUGAAGAAGCAUGAAGCUUUUGAGAAAAUACUCCUGCAACAAGAUGAAAAAGUAAAUGCAGUCUGUGCAUUUGGACAAGGACUGGUGGAUUCCGGCCACUUUGAUAUGGACAAUAUUAUGGCUACCUUGGAGGUCAUCAAAGUCAAGCGAAGCUAUAUCAAGGAGCUGAGUAGUGAUCGCAGGCAGAGACUGGAGGAUGCUUUGGCUUACACACGUUUCAACAGGGAUGUCCUAGAGGUAGAGGCCUGGAUAGAGGAGAAAAUAAAGAUCACAUCUGAUGCUAGCCUCAGCAAAGUAACAGACCUACAGGACAAGGUGAAGAAACUCCAGAAACACCAGGCAUUUGAGGCAGAAAUCAUAGCCAAUGCUGAAAGGAUCAAGUUGAUCAAACAGCAAGGAGAUGCUAUGAUCAAGUCAGGCCAUGAAGCCAGUCCAGAGAUAGAACAAAGAUCUAAAAUAGUUCUGGUGCACUGGAAUGACCUGUUGGAGGCCUCGGCUAACACAGCUAAGGAACUGGAGGAAGCCAAAGAUAUCCUUGCCUUUACUGAGGAGGGGGACACAGUGGAAGCUUGGAUCCGUGAAAAGUCCAUGUUAAUCACUGCUGGAGACACUGGAAAGGACUAUGAACACUGCCUAGAACUGCAGAGGAAAGUCAAUGAUGCUGGAGCGGCUGUCACAGUGGAUGAGCAGAGAAUCAAGGCAAUCCAAGAACUUGGCAAUAAGAUCAUCAAACAAGGCAGAACCGAUGUCAAACAAAUUCAGGACAAGAAACAAGCACUUCUGGAAAAGUGGCAGGGUUUGCAGGGAGCAUUGGCUGAACACAAAGAGAAGCUUGCAGCAGCUUUAGAGGUCCAUGCUUUCAACAGAGAUGGGGACGAGAUUAUAGACAGGAUAUAUGAAAAGGCUCUAGCAUUCUCCACAGAGGACCUUGGCAAAGAUCUCCCCUCAGUUCAGGCUUUACAGAGAAGACAUGAUGAACUGGAAAGAGACAUGACUGUGUUGCAGUCUCAAAUAGAGAAAUUGGAAUCCCUUGGUCACCACUUGUCCAGGAAGUACCCAGACCAGCUAGGCACCAUUAAUGACAAGCACCAGGUGGUACUGGACAACUGGGAGAGGUUGGAGGACCUCUCUGAUGCCAGGAAAUCCAAACUCCAUGAUUCCUACCAGCUUCAGAAACUGAAGAAUGACUUCCGUGAGUUGGUGACAUGGCAGACAGACAUGGAGAUCAGGAUGACGGCUAGUGAGCUGGCCAAGGACGUCCAAGGGGCAGAGCAGAUGGUGCACAGACACCAGGAAUUUAAGGCAGAAAUAGAUGGACGUGGUCCAGCCUUCCAGCAGCUGAAGACCCAGGGGGAGGACCUGAUGUCCAGGGACCACUAUGCAGCUGAGGAAAUCCAGGCUUUGGUGGACAAUGCACAGGUCACUUACACCGAACUGACCACCACUUGGGAACAUAGGAAAGUGGAACUGUCACAGUGUUAUGAUUUGCAGGUGUUCAAUGAAUAUGCAGAACAAGCAGACAUUUGGUUGACUAGCAAAGAAGCAUUCCUCUCCAACGAGGAUCUUGGUGACACUCUGUCUGGAGUAGAAGCCUUGCUGAAGAAGCACAGUGGGUUUGAGAAGACACUUCAGGCCCAGGAAGACAAGAUCGAUGCUUUGGAAGAAUUUGCAAAGGAGCUCAUAAACCAGAGGCAUUACACAUCUGGACAGAUAUCUGCAAGAUGUGAGAGCAUUGUCCAGCGUAGAGGCCAGAUGAAGACUUUAGUGGUGGCUAGAAAACACAUGUUAGAGGACUCCAUGAAAUACCAACACUUCCUCAGGAGGCUGUAUGAGCUUGACACAUGGCUCCAAGAGAAGUUGCAGAUUGCUCUGGAUGAGACUUACAGGGACCCCUCCAACCUGCAGGGAAAGUCCCAGAAACACCAGGCUUUUGAGGCAGAACUGGGAGCCAACCUGAGGAGAGUGGAAGCCGUUCAAGAGGAGGGUCAGAAACUCAUCAGUGGAGGCCAUUUUGCAUCAACAACAAUCCAAGAGAAGUUGUCAGAGAUAGAAACUUCAUGGAAGGAGUUGAUUUCUACCUGUGAACUGAAGAGAGAGAGGCUCAAAGAUGCUUACCAGGCCAUGCUGUUUAACCGCACAGUUGAUGACUUUGAGGAGUGGUUGAAGGACAAGGAGAGCCACCUGGCAUCUGAGGAUUACGGCAAAGAUUUGACUGCUGCUUGUAGCCUACUUAAGAAACACCAGUUGUUGGAGCAGGAUGUCAUGAAUCACAGGGAGAAACUGACUGAACUUGAAGAAACUAUCAGAUCAUACGAGCAAGCCAAGCACUUCAUGCUGGGAGAAUUGAAGGAAAGAGUUGAUGGGCUAAAGACAAGGUAUGUUGCACUAGAAGGGCCUUCUCAGGUGAGAAAAGAUCACUUACACCAGUCUCACAUGAUGUAUCAGUUCUACAGAGAUGUAGAGGAUGAGUUGUCAUGGAUAAGAGAGAAAAAGAUAGUGGUGUCGUCAUCUGAUUUGGGAGACAACUUGCUCUCUGCUCAGAACCUGCAGAAGAAACACCAGACUCUUGAGGGUGAAAUCUUGGCCCAUGAACAACUGAUAGAUGUCGCCACUGGCACAGCACAUCACAUGAUCAGUAUGCAGCAUUUUGCCUUGGACGAGGUGCAGAAUCGUCUGCUAGAGCUACAAACAGCACUGCAGGAACUGAAGUCAAUGGCCAGUGAAAGAAAGAAACAUUUGCAGGAUUCUUUGGAAGUACAGAUGUAUUACACAGAUGUUGCUGAGGCAGAAGUUUGGAUCAGCGAAAAGCUGCCAUUCCUGACCAGCUCUGAAAUAGGCAAAGAUGAGGAUGCUGUUCAGGUGCUCAUUAAAAAACUUGACACUCUAGACCUGGAUAUAGAAAAUUACAACACAACUAUUGGCACACUGUCAGGGAGAUGUGUAGACCUUGUCAGCAGAGGACAUUAUGACAGUGAGCAUAUUCAACAGAAACAGGCCAGCCUGGAACAGAGCUAUCAGUCCCUCCAUGAGUUGUCCAGCCAAAGAAGAACCAGAUUGCAGGACAACAAGCAGCUGUAUGACUUCUACCACGAGGCUGAUGAGGUGGCCACCUGGAUUAAAGAGAAAGAGGUCAUUGCUUCCUCAGAGGAUUAUGGCAGAGAUUUAGAGCACGUGGAGUUACUCCAGCAGAAAUUUGCCAGCUUUGUCCAGGACCUGUUGUCCAGCGAGGACCGUGUAGUGACCAUUAACACCCUGUCCCAGACCUUGGCAGCACAGGGACACUGGGAGUCCGAGGCCAUAGAGAGGAGAUGUGAGGAGAUCAACCAGAUGUGGGUGGAUGUGAAGGAACUGGCUAACACCAGGCAGGAGGCCCUGGCUGGAGCUAGAGAAGUGCACACAUUUGACCGUGACUCUGACGAGGCUAUCGAGUGGAUGCAGGAGAAGGAAGGGGUAGUGGACUCCGAGGACUAUGGCCAUGAUGUGGACAGUGUCCAGGCAUUGCUAAGACAUCAUGAAGCUUUGGAGGGAGACCUCGCUGCAAUCAGUGAGAAAGUCCACAACAACAGCACAGAAGCAGAGCGCCUCCUUGGUCUGUUUCCAGAUGCUCAGGCCCACGUGGCAGCCAAACAUGACGAGAUGGUCCAGUGCUGGAACGUCCUGUUGGACAAGACCAGUCUGAGGAAAGCCAAGCUCCAGCAGGCAGAGCAACUACAGGUCUACUUCAAUAACUACAGGGAACUGGUAGCCUGGUGUAGUGAGAUGAUGGCUGUGAUCACAGCAGAUGACCUGGCACAUGAUAUAGCUGGUGCUGAGGCUCUCAUUAACAGACACAAGGAACACAAGACAGAGGUUGACAUGCACCUGGAAGCCUUCACCAAGUUUAAACACACUGGACAGGAGAUUAUUAACAAUGGACAUUUCUUGGCAGAAGAGAUUCAAGAAAAGAUGGCCCACCUGGAUGAGCUAUUGAAUAGCUUGUUAAAAACUUGGCAUCAAAGAAAAGAUUUAUAUGAUCAAAAUCUGGAUGUGCAGCACUUCAAGCAUGAUUUGGAGCAGUUAGAAGCCUGGAUGUCAGCCAGGGAGUCCAUGCUGCAUGAGAACAUCACUGCUGACUCCAUCAAUGCAGUAGAAGAGAUGAUAAAGAAACACGAAGACUUUGAGAAAACGCUUAGUGCACAGGAGGACAAGUUUAUGGCAGUGACUCGAAUAACACUGUUGGAAUCUGCUUUCCAAGAUCAGAAAAAACAGGAAGAAAUGCAGAGACAGAGUGAAGAAGAGCGGAAAGCCAAGGAUAGAAGAGAAGAAAUCAAGAAGCAGACUCAAGAGAGAAUUCUGUUGGAACGCAAAAUGGAGGAGCAAGGCAAGAAAACGCCAAAGAAGGAUUCAUUAAACGGUACUACCAUAACUAUAACCAAAGACUCAGCAAGUGAGGCAGGCAGUGACCACACCCCCACAUCAACUCCCCAUAAACACAAGGGCGGACUUCGUAGGGCAGACUCCUGGAACUCCAAUGAAAGCACCCCCAGUAAGAGGUCCCCCUACAGGAGAGAAGAGAGAAGAAAGCGCACUCCAAGUUUCACAACCAGGAGAAGGACGCUUAGUUUUCAGGAGAAGUAUCAGCUUCCCUCAGCAUUGCCCCCAGUGGAGAUGGAAGGGUUUUUAGAGAGGAAACAGGAACUGCAGUCUGGAGGGAAAAAAGCAGCUGUCAGAUCGUGGAAGAAUUUUUAUACUGUGUUGUGUGGACAUUUGUUGUGCUUUUUCAAAGAUAGACAAGGCUUUGAAGAAAGCAAGGCUCUUUCUUCUCCAAUCAACUUAUACAGUGCCACCUGUGAGGUAGCCAUUGACUAUAAAAAGAAGAAUGUGCUGCGUGUGGUGCUAGCAGACGGUUCUGAGUACCUGUUUAUGACACCCACAGCAGAUGAGAUCCCAGCAUGGGAGAAAAAGAUUAACUUUAUUGCAGCUUUACCUCCUUCAAAACAGUUGACACACCAUGAAGCUGUAAAUGUAGCUCCAGACAAAGAUAUCAUGGCAACUGCAUCUGAAAGCAACUCCACAGAUUCUUCAUUCUUAACAACCAAUUUACCUGACACUGACAGCAGCCACAGCCCCACACUGACUCCAGUCAGGUUGACCAAGCCCAAAGAAUUUGAAUCCUCACUUACUUCAAGUAUUAGUCCUAAAGCUUACCAGAAGGAUUCAAAUGAACCAAGUGGCCAUAGUCCACUACAAACUUUGAGUGACCAAUUGGUAAAUCAUCAAGAUGUUAAGGACAGAAACGCAGCAGAGAAUGGCCAGAAUUAUUCUGCUAAAAGGCUAACACCUGGUAAACUGACCAUAGAUAUGAAUGGUGGGCAUAUGACCAGGGACAGUUCUGGGAGGCAUCCAGUUAGCCCAAGAAAAGGUCAUCAUGUUGGUCCUAAUAUUUCUGUUUCCCACAGUUCUCAAUCAAACAGUGAGACCAAGACAGGAACCAAGUCAGAAUCUUUGCAGGACAAAGAGAACCAUUUUGGAUCAAAAGCUGAUAAAACUCCACCUCCUUCACCAUUUGAUAAAAAACAAAAAGAACAUAAUGAUGUAUUAUCAAAAUCCUCAGAAAAUCGGCCAGUCUCACCAUACAGUCCCUCGAAGGGAAAACCAUUCAGUUUUGCAAUGAUGUCAAACAGUACAUCAGGUCCAGCUAUCAACCAAAGAUCCAUGUCUACCUCAGUGAAGACUUUAUCCCCAGGAUCACCUGCCAAAUCUAACACAAACAUACUCCCAGAUAAAGUUCACAAUGGACAGUCAAAACCUUUCAUUCCAGGGUCUCCUCCACCCAAGAAGCCAGAUUCAACACCACCAUUGGUAUUACCCAAUGAAAGCAAGCAUAACAAAACUGGAGAGGAAUCACCCAAUGAGAACCAGCUUUACAAAACAGUGGAACACUUGAGUGCUAUACCACCGCAGCCUGUGCGACCUGCACCACCAUCUCCUGAGAAAACAUCACCACAGCUUAAGAAUUCUGUGUCAGAUUCAAAAGAGAAAGAAGAGAAACAUGUUUCCAGUGUUUCAUUACAGCUUAUUCAGAAGCACAAAUCACCACAUGUCUCUGUCACCUCUUCACCAUCUUCAUCAGCAUCAAAUUCCCUCAAGAUAACUACCAAGGAUACUCAAUCAGUGAUUGCAGAACACCCAGACUCUGCACGUUUCAAUGGGUUCAUGAGUCCAACCAAAAGUGACCCCACUGUGUUAAGAUUAAAUAAGGUGACAUACCCCAAUACUGUAUCUUCUAGUGUCGCCAAGAAGCAAGGUUCAUAUGACGUUUCACAAUGUAGCACUCUUGAGAAAGAUUUGGAAUCUCAUAACAGUACCAUAAAAACUGUAGUUAAAGUGGAUCAAAAAGGACCAAAUGUGCAAUCUGGGCUGGUAAAAUCUCCUCCAAUUUCUCCAAGAAAAAGCAAAAUGGUAUCUUCUCAAAUUCCUCAAGACACUAACGAAAAGUUCACCAUCAGUGUAGACGAUAAACAAUCUGUUGUGCAGGGACCUGCAUUGCCCUCUACAGUGUUUUCUGGUACACAUGCACCACCUACAGUUCAUACCAUUUCACCCGUUCCCAGGGAUGCCAAUGACAUGUCUCCAACAGAACUAUACAGGACGAUUGAUGAAGCAUUCGAUGAGGCUCUGGCUGAGGCAGGUGAUCCCCUUGGAGAGUCGCAAACAAGUCUGGGUAACAUCUCCAUUGGUAGUAUGGACAGUUCUCUGGGCUAUGUCACACCGCUCAGUAGCAACAGGCAGGACAGCAAUAGAACAGAGAGUCAUAGAGAAGACAGCUCCAGGCAAGAUGGUCACAGAGAUAACGGUCACAGAUAUGUAGUACAAGGGCUUUCCUCAGUGGAUGAAGCGGUGAGGCAGGCGUUGAGUGAUACUAUCACUGGUGACGAAGAGAUUAACUAUGGUGUACCACCAGAGUUCUCAGACACUGCACCAUGGGAUAGUUCAUCACAGCAUAGCAGUCAGUCUGAUAAGUCAGAUUCUCCCCUCCCUCCUUCUGUCCCACACAGUGCCAGACCCACCAGUGCCAGAAGUGCACGCAGUGAGUACAGUGACUAUGGCGUGACCCCACCUCUGCCCUCACUGCCCCCACCAUUGGCAAAUCACAGCGAUGACGAUGAUGAGGAUGAGGAGGAUGAUGAUGAUGACUUGGACUGGCCUGACAUUCCUGAGAUUCCUGAAAAUUCAAAACCAAUAGGCACAUUGUCUGUCAGUUCUGCAGUGGCUGGUGAUAUCACUGACACAUUGGUUUCACAAUCUUCACCAAGAAAGCAGGCACUGGAGCCAGGUCCAAACAAGUCACCAAGGAAGAAGACCCAGGCACCACAACCCCCAGGGCGACCCCCACCCUACCCAGCACCCCCACCCCAGCCAGCAGUUAUACCCCGCCAGGAUCAGGUUUCUGGCAGCAUAAAAGAGUACCCAGGGGUACCAGCACACCCAGGGGGAGCACCACUAAAUGGAGGGGAAGGCACCAGUAGUACCAGUCCACGCAUGAUGAGUGUGGCACCACUUGAACAAGGUAUAGGUGGUGCCACUGCUGCUCCUCCUCUGUCACCUAGCAACCAUACUGUUGCCAUUAAAGGUUUGACAGACGUGGCAGGAGACAGCAGUGUUGAGAUGCCAGUUGCGGCAAAAACUGGAAAAGAGAAAAAGAAAUCACAUAAAGUUUUUUCAAAUAUAUUCAAGAGAAAAAAGUAAAAGAACUAAGGAAUAUAUUUCAAUGGUACAUAAAAUAGUUCAUUUAUGUUAAAGAACUGUGCAUUUUGAAAUAUAGUAUACUUGACUGAGACUUAUCUAUUUUUAGAGUGCAAAUUUAAUCAAAAUCAAAAUGUGAGCAUUCCAAUCUUUUCUAUGCACAUUGUGGUCCUUUGAUAACUACAUUUUUCUUUCUCAAUCAAGGAUUGUACAAUGAAGAUUUUUGUAUUUUGAAAUGAAUAAAAACAAAUGAAAAUAAUUCCCCAGCUCUAUGACAUAUGAAAUAUAUUUUCCCAUGUUAUUUUAGUGUUAUACAAAGAUCUCCACAGAUUUUUCUGUGUAGUUUCAGAACUAGUUUAUGUAUAUUCUAGUUACAUGCUUUUAACAUGUAUGUGAUGUCUUACUAAUUUAGUUUGUGCUGAAUUUUAACUGACCUAUACUCAUAUUUAUGAAUUCAUUUGCUCAACAUAUGAUGAGGGAUCAAUUUUUGCAAUUAUCAUUAUACUCCAUGCUGCAAAAUGGGAUGAUAGAUAUAGAACUAGUUGAAAUGCAGCACUCAAGCUAGUACGUGUAGCUUGCACCAUUUUAGAAUCCGUCCUCUUUUCUAGAAUACUUCAUGGUUUGUCAUUUUAAUAAAAAUGUUGAUUAUGCAUGUAUUGUUAUGUUACUUUUUGAACUUGAAGUACAUAAUUUUCAUUUUAUCUGAUGCCUUUUAAGUUUAUUGUGUAAUAUUUUUUUGUAAAUGCAUAUUCUAUAUUUACAGGGUAACAGCAAGCCAAUUGUAUUUUUAUUGCCAAUUGCAGAACUUGGUUGUGUAUAUACAUUGUUUACUAUAUAUUAUAUAAUAUAUUUAGAUACAUAUAAGCUGCUUUUGUGUGCUUUGUGAAGAUAAAUGGACAUUAAUUUGAUCAAAUUGAAUUGUAAUCAUGGUUGUGAAAUAAAUAAUCUUUUUUAUUUUGGUAAUUACACCAUUCAAGAGUAAAAUGGAAUAUUACAUUUUGGAUUAAAGUGAAAAAGUAUAGAUUUAUUGGUGAUUUGUUGACUGAUAUGUGAACAACUCUUGCAAAGAAUCAGAGU
Molecule: messenger RNA, 15639 nt
Organism: Lingula anatina
Lineage: Eukaryota; Metazoa; Brachiopoda; Lingulata; Lingulida; Lingulidae
Product: spectrin beta chain, non-erythrocytic 1
Molecular function (GO): protein binding; phospholipid binding
Source: RefSeq, a predicted model, not a curated record